CACACAUGUUUGCAAGCAUGUACGGCGUGAUGAGAAGAAUGAACGUGUAAACAUAAUAAAUUCGUGUUCGUCAUACAUGUGCGAUGGUUUUUAAAUUUUUUUAAAAACAUGAUGUUGUUGUGAACAUGUUUUAUGGUGUAAACGCUUGCAUCAUACACGCAGUAUAUUUUUUCAGUCGUAAGCAAACAUCAAAGCGUAAUGGCGUCACGGGUAAAUGAAGAACUGUGGAAGGACUUCUUCGAAAUUUAUCGAAGCCAUCCAGAAGUAUGGAAGGUGAAAAGUGAGGAGUAUAAAAACAAAUCAAAGAAGAAUGCUGCUUAUGAAGCACUGCUAAAAAAAUAUAAGGAUAUAGAUCCAAAAGCUAAUUUAGAAACGUUAAAAUACAAAAUAAACUCACUUCGAGGAUGUUAUCGGCGUGAGUUAAAAAAAAUAAAGCGAAGUGAGAAAUCUGGAGCAGGAAUAGAGGAAAUAUAUGUACCGUCUUUGUGGUACUUUCAUGACCUGGCAUUCUUGGAAGAGCAAGAAACACAGAUGACGGGCAUGUCAUCAAUAGAGAUUGAGGAAAAUGGGGACACGACUGUGGAAGACAAUGCACCUUGCGCAAAAAAAGACAAAGAAGAAUUUGGUAAAAAAGAAAAACAACAGUUGCUUAUUAAAGCAGUCAAAGCUUUAGAAGAUUCGACGCGGCCCAAUGAUGAUGCAAGUACCUUCAGUUCGACUUGGGAAGUCCUCUUCAGGAAACUUGACCCUAAUCAACAAUUAUUUGCCAAUAAAACCAUUAUGGAGGUGUUGUACCAAGGAGCUUUGGGACGGUUGAACGAAAAUUCCCAUCAGAUGUUCAACGUACCUAACACAAGAUGCUCAUCAACACAUUUUUCUUAUAGUGACAACUCGUCAACAUGUUUUGAUUCAAGAACAUUGCAAAGUCGUCCGGAAUACUUAAUUUCACCGCCGCUUCUGAGUCCAACGCAUAUUAUAUCUACUCCUCAACCUCAAGUUCAGCACAUCAGACUUCAUAGAACAGUUCAGCCACAGCAAUAUCAAAAAAUUUCCAGCGUCAACAUACAACCACAGGAAACCAUAAAUACUCAACAAUACGGAAACAACACGGAAUAUCAGACAUUUACGGACUUGUUGAACGACUCUGACUAUUCAUAAGCAAACUUUUCUUUUUAUUUUUGUUAUUUUUAUUGAUUUGGAGAAAUAUUUUAUUUUUGUUUUGUUUUCCAUUUUCAUGUAAUAUUCAUACAUUAUAUGCUUACUGAAAUAA
Molecule: messenger RNA, 1270 nt
Organism: Bactrocera dorsalis (oriental fruit fly)
Lineage: Eukaryota; Metazoa; Arthropoda; Insecta; Diptera; Tephritidae
Exons: 2
Coding region: 199-1158 (319 amino acids)
Source: RefSeq, a predicted model, not a curated record